GGGGCAGGAAGUGGUUGCUGAGAGAGCUAUAGACAUUGCAGCCAAGAAAGGACACUGGGUCGUGUUACAGGUAACUUGAUGAGGUCUUUUGAAAUGGUAGCAUAAACCAGUUUUUAAAACAGAUAUAGAUUUUCUGUAGGGAAUUUACAAUGUACAACAGUUUGAUGAUUAUGUAUUUAGAAGUAUAUCACAUAUGCUUGGUUAUGAUACAAAGAGUUAAGAGAUGACAUUUGAAAUAUUUAUUAUGCAGACCCAAUGCAAACAGCAACCUUUUAACACUACUUUGAGCAUUGUUCAAUCUCACAUUUCUGCACCAGUUCUUUAUCAUUAACCUGCCAUCAGGAGAUGUUAUAACCUGUCUGGGGUCCAGUAUGUUAUCAGAAGUAUGGGAUUGUCUUUAAUGGAAGCUGCUGACAAGGCUACAUCAACCCAAAAUUUGGUUAUUUGUCAUAAAGUGAAACAGCACGUUUUCAAAUUGAAAGCAUAGGAGACAUUUUCCACAGUUUACAACACCACACCCUAAAAAUGUAAAAAAUAUUUUUAUACCGUACUUCUAACAUUCAUUUCCAUUGUACAUUUUAGAAUGUUCAUCUUGUGGCAAGAUGGCUACCCAGUCUUGAGAAAAAAUUAGAGCAAUAUUCGGAGGAAAGCCACUUGAACUAUCGAUUGUUUAUCAGUGCCGAGCCAGCAGCAGCCAGAGAAUAUCACAUUAUGCCACAAGCCAUUCUGGAAUCUUCUGUUAAAAUUACCAAUGAACCUCCAACUGGCAUGUUUGCCAAUUUGCACAAAGCAUUGGAUAACUUCACUCAGGUAAAUGACUAAACCUAAAAAAUAAGAUACAUAAUAUUUAAGAUACACAAUGUCUUAAAUAAAUUGAUGUUCACUUAUAUAUGGUAAUGUGUUUAUUGCAGGACACCCUAGAAAUGUGCUCAAAAGAGAUUGAAUUCAAAUCGGUUUUGUUUGCACUUUGCUACUUUCAUGCUGUAGUAUGUGAGAGGAGGAAGUUUGGUGCCCAGGGUUGGAACAGGGUUUACCCUUUCAAUGUGGGAGAUUUGACCAUCAGUGUCAAUGUACUGUACAACUACCUGGAAGCUAACAACAAGGUGAUGUCUCAUCUCAUUGAAUGUUUGGCUCAGUAAUGUACUGUGUAUUAUAACUGUUAAGCAUUGAGCAGAUUAUAUUUCUUUAACAGUUAGGGUAUUGUGAUGAAGAGUCUCAAAGUGUGACUAGAGCUUCCAUGGUAGGACCCAUUUUAAUGCAUUAACAAUACAGUUAUUAGUUGGUCUAUAUGCUCAAAACAACUUUUAUCUAGAUGCACAUCUUCUAAAAAGAUAAAACAUGUUGAUUCUCAAAAUGACAGGAAGCUUUUAAAAUCUUUCUUUAAUCAUAUUUCACCAUCUCAGGAUUCAAAAUCAACACAUUUCAUUUAGAUAUAAAUUCAUUGAUGAAUUUUGAUGCAAAAUGAGGCAGGCAUAAACAAUUACAUAAUAGGUGGCAACAAUUUUAAAUUUUAAGAAAGCUACUCUAAUAGCACGUGUCAUUUUUGUUUCAUUUGAAAACAUUGUCUUUUCUUAAUAAUUUUAAAUUGCAAGUAACUAAUAACAAGUUCUUUGAAGCAGUGAGAAAAUUAAUUAUAAACUACACUGAUUUCUGAUUUCACUUGGUGUUGAUUAGAAUUUUUAAUGAACAGAAUGACCAACAUGAACAGAGAUCUGCUAAAUAUUGUUAAUGAACAUUUGUGCAAACUCCUUUAGGUGCCAUGGGAGGACCUGCGCUACUUGUUUGGUGAAAUCAUGUACGGCGGUCACAUCACUGAUGAUUGGGAUAGAAAGUUGUGUAGGACUUACCUGGAGGUCUACAUGAAUCAAGACAUGGUGAGUUCAGUGGAAUAGUGAAACUGUUGUUUUAAAUGUUGACACUGUGUCCGUAAAAGAAAUAUUUACAAAAGCCUGUUAAGAAUUUAUUUUACAAGACAUUAUUUCUAUUUUUUACCCUUUAAAAAAAAAUUCAUAUUACAUCUUUGCAUGGAAAAACCUCAGCUCCCUAAAUAUUUUCUAAGUAGAUCUAUUUUAUAAAAUAGUACAGAACCACUUGCUUAGGCAGAAAGUGAGGUAUUUAUUAAUAAUACAUCAGUGACUAGGUGCCUUAAAUUACUUAAAUUAAUCAUUUUCUGAUUUACACAUUCAUGACACAGAUGUUUGAAUCAUGCCAAAACUUUAAUCCACUUGUUUGUAUUGUAUUCUAGAUUGACUCUGAACUGUUCCUGGCACCAGGGUUUGCUGUGCCCCCAAACACCGAUUAUGAAGGCUAUCACCAGUACAUCGAUGAAGAAUUGCCACCAGAGACUCCAUAUUUAUACGGCCUGCACCCCAAUGCUGAGAUCGAGUUCCUCACAAAGACAUCAGAUAAUUUACUGAAAACUGUCUUUGAGAUGCAGCCAAGAGAUGCCUCAGGCGACUCUGGAGAAUCAGUGUCAAAAGAAGAUAAGGUAAUAACAAUCUAUUAAUACCUUUGACAAAGGGCUGUGCUGGAACCGGUUAGUUCAGAUGAACCAGGUGUUAAAUUUUGACUAUUAUAACUGAACCAGUUGUUAAUAAUGUCAAAAUAAUAAAAACAAUACAAGAAAUUCCAAAAUCCAAAGCAAUAGAAAAUUUUAGGGCUUUAUCUUUCAGGAACUAUUCUGACCCCAUUAGGGUGAGUAAACAGUAUACAUAGCAUCUUUUAGCAAAACUUGUUGCUUGAAUGGUAGCACAACUCUGAUUCAGCAUGAGGUCUGUGAGGAUGUUAUGAGUCGCUGACACACACAAGUUAAGUUGAUUAAUUUCAACCUUUAAAAAUAUAUUUAUGUCCUUACUCACCAAUUCUCCUAAAACGGUGAGUUAUUGGGGUGUGGUUGGUACGUAACUGUUGAUUUUUACAGAUGAUAGAAAAUAGGUGUAACUGUUGUCUGCUUUGACUUCCUAUUUUCUGUCUUCAUUUCAAACCAUAAUUAUUGGCUCAAUCAUGAGCACUGAAACUGAAUCUCAUCCCUAAUAAUUUGUAUAGUGCUUAGAACUUAAUUUUCUUUAUUAAAAAUUUGUUUCCUCUUUAUACUUUCUUUAUCAACCAUUCAUAUUUAUGUUUCUAUGAAAAAAAUCUGCCAUGUAGUUACCACAUUAUAUUUAAUGCUAACGUUGAUUAGGUGAAAGAAAUCCUUGAUGAACUAUCAGAGAAACUUCCAGAACCUUUCAACAUUGAGGAGAUCAUGC
Messenger RNA from Lymnaea stagnalis (great pond snail), 3248 nucleotides. The record is from the annotation of a GenBank genome assembly. Lineage: Eukaryota; Metazoa; Mollusca; Gastropoda; Lymnaeidae.